Molecule: messenger RNA, 3408 nt
Organism: Galendromus occidentalis (western predatory mite)
Lineage: Eukaryota; Metazoa; Arthropoda; Arachnida; Mesostigmata; Phytoseiidae
Product: solute carrier family 22 member 23
Exons: 6
Coding region: 91-3408 (1105 amino acids)
Biological process (GO): transmembrane transport
Cellular component (GO): membrane
Molecular function (GO): transmembrane transporter activity
Source: RefSeq, a predicted model, not a curated record
GACGAUGACGUCGAUGUGAUCCGGAUUAUCGGUCGUUUCGGGAUCUACCAUGGCAUCGUCAUCCUACUCGCCUGCACCCGUGCAUACCCAAUGGCGUGGACAAACAUGAUGUCCCCGCUCAUGGCCGCUGAUGUCCCCCAUUGGUGUGCCCCACCUAAUGAAACGAUAGCUGCCACUUGGUGGAAAGACCACGGCAUCCCGAGAGACCACAGAGGUACACCUGAAGGAUGCCGGAUGUAUCGAUGGAGCAGCGAAUCGGGCCUCGACGAGAACGAAACGAUUCCGUGUACUCAUGGUUGGUCAUACAACAAGGAAGACUACGGAGAAACCGCAACGUCCGAAUGGAAUUUGGUCUGCGGAGACUCGUGGAAAAAAUCCGCCAUGCAAACGGCUGUGAUGGCCGGCUCCUUCCUCGGAGUAAUUGUCUUUGCGAAGAUUUCGGAUCGCUUCGGCCGUAAACGAGCGUUCGUCGCCGGCAUCUGCGUUCUCCUCACAUUCGGCAUCUCAGCAACGUUCGUCCAGAGCUUCCUCUUUUUCAACAUCUUCAGAUUCAUCAUGUCAGCUUCUGUAUCGGGGAUCACAGUGGCGGUCACCACACUGUUCAUGGAAAUCAUGCCGGAGAAAGAUCGAAUCUACAUGAACGUGGGUUUCGGUAUCGGCUACGCCAUCCCACUGAUGUUCAUUCCUCUGCUAUCGCAUUUUCUGCGAGAUUUCCGCCACAUGCAAUUAGCGAUAGGAUUAUCGGGGUUUUUCUUGGUUCCGUAUCUCUUCGUGUUGGAGGAAUCUCCGAAAUGGCUCCUGGCGAAGCAUCGCCUCCCGCAAGCCGAGCGUAGCAUAGUUCGCAUUCUAAAACGGAACAGACGACCUAUCCCAAACAUGAGAGAUGUUAUGGCCAAAUUAGCGGUACACGCAGAAAGCGAAAACGCCAAGAAAAGUUCAAAUUUAGGUUACGCGGAUAUGUUUAGAAUUCCGAUUCUGAGACGCAACAUCCUCUACUUGGGGGCUUUAUGGUUUUCGGGCUCUUUCAUGAGCUACUACAUGGCGCUGAACGCGCACAGGCUACCGGGAAACGCACAUCUCAACUUCGCCAUCUCGACCUUCGCGGAAUUCCCCUCGGCUUUUGUGGGCAUGUAUCUCCUACGGAAAUGUCGUCGACGGCAGACGCAAAUGUACAACCUGAUCUUGGCCGCCAUACUUUUCGGAGGAGUGUAUUUCUUGGAUGAUUCCUAUCGGUGGUCGAAAAUUUAUGGUAGUACGAUUGUCCGAUUCUUCAUAUUCACGCACAGCUUCGUCAAGUGGACCAAUGUUCACGAGAUCAACCCGACACCUGCCCGGAGUGUCGGUUUUGCAAUCGUGAUGAUGUGCUCAAGAAUGGCUGGGAUGCUGGCGCCUUUCCUGAAAGAUUUCGGAGACUGGACCCAUCAUUCGACCGUGUACAUAAUUUUCAUGGUUCUCACCGCAGUCAGUGUGUUCUGCGUGACGAAGCUGCCUGAGACUCUCGAUAAAAAACUACCGGACACGAUCGAUGAUGUCGAGCAGCUACUCAAGGAUACGCACCGCAUAGGACUCAAAAUUCCCCUGUCAAAAUCCAUCGAAGCUGGCGGGAGCGAACGGCAGAAUUUGGCCUCAGGCGAUUCUUGUAAUCCAUUGUAUAGAGGAGAUUCGAAAAGUCAGAUUCAGAAAUCAGUCGCUCGACCACCGGGGCCCGAGUUGGAGUCUAGCACGGGCCCGUCACGUGCUCAGACCCCCCCUCUUUCGACUCCGAUCCUCAUCACCGUUGUGCCCAUACCCAUCGGAAUCGUGUAUAUGCUGAUGGAGGAUGACAUCGAUGUCAUCCAAGUGAUUGGUCGCUUCGGCACCUACCAUUGUAUCGUCUUACUUCUCGCAUGCACCCGCGCAUACCCCGUGGCUUGGACGAACAUGAUGUCUCCUCUCAUGGCCGCCGAUGUCCCUCAUUGGUGCGCUCCUCCUGACGAAACGAUAGAUGCCGCUUGGUGGAAAGAUAACGGAGUUCCAAAAACACCCAAAGGUACGGCCGUCGAAUGUCUUAUGUACCGAUGGUCCAGUGAAGCCGGCCUUGACACGAACACCACGAUUCCGUGUAGUCAUGGUUGGUCAUACGACAAGGAAGACUACGGAGAGACCGCCACCUCCGAAUGGGACCUGGUGUGUGGCGACUCUUGGAAACGAUCCGGGAUGCAGAGUGUCGUGAUGGCCGGCUCCUUCCUCGGGGUAAUCGUCUUCGCGAAGAUUUCGGAUCGGCUCGGACGGAAACUCGCCUUCAUCUUCGGCAUCGCCCUCCUUCUGACAACAGGACUCUCAGCAGCUUUCGUGCAAAGUUUCGUGAUUUUCAAUCUCCUCAGAUUCCUCUUAUCUGCCUCCGCGUCGGGAAUCACCGUUGCCACGACCGCGCUGUUCAUGGAAAUUAUGCCGGAAAAAGACAGAAUAUACAUGAACGUGGGCUUCGGAAUGGGCUAUUCGAUUCCACUCAUGUUCAUACCACUGCUCUCGUACUAUCUGCGAAACUUCCGUCACAUGCAGUUGGCGAUAGGACUAUCGGGUUUUCUCAUAAUUCCAUACCUCUCUGUGCUGGAAGAAUCCCCUAAAUGGUUGCUUGCCAAGCAUCGACUCGCCGAGGCCGAAGAGGUCAUUAAACGGAUUCUAAAGCGGAACAAACGACCCAUUCCAAGCAUGAAGGAAGUAAUGACCCGGUUGGCGGUUCACGCCGAGAGUGAGAACGCGCAGAAGAGUACGAAUCUUGGGUAUCUUGAUCUAUUGAGGGUACCGGUCCUACGGCGGAAUAUUUUCUAUCUGAGCAUCCUCUGGUUCUGUCAUUCAUUCGUCGUUUACUACAUCGCAUUGAACGCCCAUAGGCUACCGGGAAACGCGCAUCUGAACCUCGCGAUCUCAACUUUCGCCGAAUUCCCAUCGGCCUUUGUGGGAAUGUACCUAUUGAGGAAAUGUCGUCGGCGCCAAUCGCAAUUCUUCAACUUCAGCACAGCUGCCGUUGUUUUCACUGGCGUGUAUUUCUUGGAUGAUAGCUAUCGGUGGACGAAAGUGGUCGGUGGUUUUUUCGUUCGAUUCUUCAUCUACGUGCAUGGCUUUGUGAUGUGGACCAACGUCCACGAGAUCAACCCAACGCCUGCGCGGAGCGUCGGUUUCGCGGUCACGAUGAUGUUCUCCCGGACGGCGGCCAUGAUGGCGCCUUUCCUGAAGGAUUUCGGUGACUGGACCCAUCACUCAGCGGUCUACGUUAUAUUCUUGGUGCUCACGAUAAUUGGGGUCUUCUGCGUGACUAAAUUACCUGAAACACUAGAUAAGAAACUACCAGAUACCAUUGAUGACGUCGAACAACUCCUCAGAGACACUCUAAAUCCGAAACUCAAGAGCGAAAAAUCUUCUGCGUGA